AUGGUACGGACGGCACACCAGCAAAUGGUGCUCGCAACCUCUGCCCCGAUUUUCCCUAACCCGGCCGCACCGCGGACCCGCUGGCCGACGCUCGCGGCCGCGCCGCCACCUGCUGGCAAGAUUGACGGCCGACGGCUCGCAAAGCUUGUCGAGCGCGUCCGCCGCUCCCCGAAAUCUGCAUCCUUCUACCUCAACGAGGAAGCGGAAGCGCUCUCACCACGCGCGUACUCCCGCGUGCUCAAGGGUUUUCGCGAUCGCAAGGCAUGGCGCGCCACCCUCUCCACCAUCGCCCAUCUCAAGGCGAGAGAGGAACUAAACUCCAUCCACGCCACGCUGGGCUUCAGCACCUGUGCAGCAUGCCAGAACGCGAUGGCGGCGAUCGAGCUUCUCGACAUCCUCGGCCUGCCACACGGGCGUGGUGCCAGCCUCGACGUCGACCUGCGUUGCCUCAACCAGGCCAUCGUCGCGCUGGGCUCUGCUCCGCCACGCACGCUGCUACCCGCGCCCGCCGCAUCCGCCGCGCUGCGCGUCCUGCACGACUUUAUCCCCGGCACGGGGCUACAGCCGGACGCAUUCAGCUACGAGGCGGCCCUGUCCGCGCUGUCCAGGGCGGGCGACGGCUCCUCUGCCCUCUCGGUCUUUCGGGAGAUGCGGAGGAGAGGCGCCAACUCCUACUCGAGCACCAUCACCGCUCUGCGGAGGGCGGGCCGGCCGCGCCUGGCGCUGCGGGUCUUCGACGCGAUGGCCGUCGAGGCUCAUUCAUUCACUCACUAA
Emiliania huxleyi CCMP1516 is the source of this 774-nucleotide messenger RNA. RefSeq lists its product as hypothetical. The record is from RefSeq and is a predicted model, not a curated record. Gene Ontology annotation, molecular function: protein binding. Lineage: Eukaryota; Haptophyta; Isochrysidales; Noelaerhabdaceae. The transcript has 2 exons. Bases 1 to 774 code for a protein of 257 amino acids.